Molecule: messenger RNA, 1245 nt
Organism: Oldenlandia corymbosa var. corymbosa
Lineage: Eukaryota; Viridiplantae; Streptophyta; Magnoliopsida; Gentianales; Rubiaceae
Source: the annotation of a GenBank genome assembly
AUGAAAACCGAAAUCGACGAAGAAUUUUGCAUGGCAAGCUCAUAUCAAGCAAAUGGAUUCCUUCAAGAAUUUCAGCACCUUGAUCACUUAUCCCUUGUUGGAACAUCAUUCAAUCCUGACUUAGGAAUCCAAACCACUGGUUUUGAUGAUUCUUUUGAUCCCUUUUCGAAUGGAUCUUCUUCGUCGGUCGGGUUUGAUUUCCUCGAUUUCAAGCCAUUUGAAGGGAAUAAUGUUCAAAGGAACUCUGAUCAAAGGGUUUCUACAAAUGGUAACUUUUUAGAUAUUAAAGAAACCAAGGGAAGUUGUACUUCAUUAUUAAUGGAUGGCAAUUCUUCUGAGCCGAAGAACCUCAUCCCAUCUCGCUUUCACGAAAUUAAGGGUCUAAAUUCUUCUUCAGCUGAUGAUCAAAGCUCUUGCAUAACCGCUGACAGUGGACGAAAUAACAAAAUGUCCAAAAAUAAUUCUUUUUCUUCGACAAGGAGGGCCGGCGGGCGAGGUCGAAAGAAAUCUAAAUCAGCUAAAGGGCAAUGGACAAUGGAAGAAGACAGGUUGCUAGUUCACCUUGUGGAGAAAUUUGGGGUGAGAAAAUGGUCUCAAAUUGCUCAGAUGUUGAAAGGGAGGAUUGGGAAACAAUGUAGAGAAAGAUGGCACAACCAUUUAAGGCCUGAUAUAAAGAAAGAUUUAUGGUCAGAGGAGGAGGAUCGGAUCCUAAUCGAAGCACAUGCUGAAAUAGGCAACAAGUGGGCAGAAAUUGCAAAAAGACUACCUGGCAGAACUGAGAACUCAAUCAAGAACCACUGGAAUGCAACAAAAAGGAGGCAAUUUUCAAGAAGGAAAUGCCGCACAAAAUGGCCAAAACCAAGCACCCUUUUGCAAAACUACAUCAAGAGUUUGAACUUUGACAAGGGAAGCAACACAACAACUAGCAACAGCAGAAGGAGAAGGAACAAUGGCAAGACGAAUGCACCCUCAAGUACUCUCAAUGACGGCGGCGCGAAGACGACGAAUGCACCACCAUCUACAGAUGAUCAUCAGGAGGAAAUGGAAUUAUGCAAUGAGCAAUUAGUGUCACAUUAUUAUGACUUCAGUGAGAUCCCCUAUGAUCAUAUUCAUCCCACAUUUAUGACACAAUUUGCAGUGAAAAAGGAGCUUGACUUGAUGGAAAUGAUCACUCAUGGAAACUUUGGAAGAGCUGUUGAUGUAAAAGGACUUGAGCAUAUAUUAUUUACUCCCAUCAGAAAAUAA